AUGAGCGAAUCUAGACCCCCGCUACGAAGAAUAGGUACUGGCUUUUGUGGCACUGUAUGGGCAGCCUCAGACACAGGCUCUGCCUACAAGCGCGAAGAUGGAGGGCCAGAUCGGUCGCUCCGUCACGACUUCGAAACACAUCAACACAUCCUACAGUGCAUGCGUCGGACAGCACUGGAGUACCCGCCAGAUACUACCUCACCAGUAGCAGAGGUAAGGUACCACAUCAACAUUCCUCUCUGUCACAGCUUCAUAUCCCCAACCGAUACCUGGUGGACCGGCAACCUCGACCGUUUCCCGCCCGAUUACAAGCCUUGCAACAUGACCGAAAUGCAGCGAAUCCCUCCUGUCAGCGAAACCACCCGGAACCUCCUCAUUGCGAAAUACUGUCCGGCGCGAUUAAAGUCUCAAAUUACGAAAAGCGAAACGAACCGUGACUGUUUGAUCCGCCCAUACCUGGGUCGACGGCGGAUACAGCGAGCCUCAGAGACCCCGCGGUCCAGAGGCUUUUUCUCUUUGCGAAACUAUCCGCUACACCUCGACCAGAUGGAAGAAAUCGGGAUCCCAGAGGAGGACAUAAUGGGCUAUUCCCGAACCAUGGCAGAUACGCUAGCCUUUCUACACUGGGUCGCCCGGAUUGAUGGAAACGAUAUCGAAUUCGUCCUUGCGGCACCGAGCAAUAUCUGCGAUGGUGGCACUAGGGGAACUUGGAACAAUGCAUUGGGUUUGCAUGAGAUGUGGAUGCUCGACUUUGACCUGGCAUGA
Aspergillus calidoustus is the source of this 765-nucleotide messenger RNA. Lineage: Eukaryota; Fungi; Ascomycota; Eurotiomycetes; Eurotiales; Aspergillaceae. The record is from the annotation of a GenBank genome assembly.